GCGCCGCCUCUGCUCACUCGACAUUCGGCCCGAGUCUGCCGAGCGCGCUGCGUGUGUCCCGCGCUCUCCGCCAACCAAACUUUACUCGCUUCCACGAUCGUGAAUCAAGUGCUUUAUGAACAAACAGUUUCAACUUGACUUACACUAGUGACAGUUUUUGUGUUGUUUGAUUUUGUUUUGUGAACAUUGGAGGUGCCCAAUAUUCCGAUACCGGCUAUUAGGCUGCGCCGGCGCCACACCACGGACGCCAGUUAUGAUGUGAGCGGCGCACAGCACCGCGCGUCUCCCAAGGUGUCUGCGAUGUGGUACGUGUGGUGCGCGUUAUUGUGGUCGUCCUGUGCGCUGGGGGCGGCAGUGGAGCCUGAGGCCACUACGGAGGCCGUGCCGAUGGCGACGACGUCGGAGGCGCCGCGCACGCUGGACCGGCAGGCCUCUGAACUCGCAUGGCGCUCCUGGCUCAAGAGUCCUGAGAGCGGCAACCCCAGCGCCCCGCCAAGAAGGAUCAUCACAAAGUCGCUCUUCAUCACGCCUUAUGUGUGCCCUAAAGGACAACGGCUAGACAGAAACGGAUGCGUUCAGAUGGUAACGGUGAACAAAGAUGAGCACGAGCGCAUCCUCCUCGAACAACUGAACGCGCUGUUCACGUCGCCGCCGAGCGACGUCAUGUACGACUACGGCGACGAGGAGGCCGGCCCCCUGCAGCUCUCCAUACCCAUCGGUCUGGACCCCCAAGCCGCUCCGCUGCAGUCGCAUGAGCCAGCCGCUGAGGCUCACGAACAGCAACUGAACGUUGUCAAAAAAGACGAAAACAAACCUAAUAACGACGCGAGCAUAGAAGCCGAAUUAGAACUUCUGAAACUGCAACAUUCGAAACCAGAUAACGAUACUGCCUCGCUCGGAGGCGCCGGCAUCCUGAAUCACAACGUGUUAAACAACUUCUUACCGUACGCGGAUAAACCGAAAAGAGACAGUCCCGCGGCAAAUUUAACUGAGUCAUCUCAAACUAACACUACUGACCUAGGACAGAAGGAGCAAGUUUAUGGCCACGUUAACGUCGACCCAGUUGUUUACGGUACGGAAUACCAAAAUCAACAAUAUGACGAUUUACCUAAAGAAACAGAGGUAACAACUGAACAAACAACAGAGUCAACGCCGGUACUAGUUAAUGAGACAAUUGUUAACAAUACCGAUGUAGACAAGAAUAAUAGUGUUAUUUUAACGCCUGUUCAGAAUCAAACAAAAGAUGACGUCACUACUGAAAAAUCUGGCAUAAGCACUAAUUUAGAUGAGCACUUGACAAAGGAUAAAACUAAAUUGAGCCCCGAAAGCGAGUAUUCCGACAUCGGAGAAGCAAUAAAACUGAUUAGUCGCUACGCCGAGGUAACAACUGACGACAAUUUUGCUAAAGAUCAGAAGAAAUACGCUUCGAAAGACGAUAGCGUACUCGGCACACGCACCAAACCACUUCAGCAUCGUCGCAAUAAGCCCCUCGAACUGGCUGAGCCGCCGUUGCCAAUUCCGCAUGUUUUCCCACAAGACACCAAGGAAAAGCCGAUAUCGACAGGUUACGUGCCUAACGAGGGUUACUACCGCUAUCCCUGGACAAGCCAACAUAUCGUUACUCCUCCACCGAAUUACCCGUUUCGUCAUUUACAAGAUUACUGGCCUGAUAGGCGCCAAGUGGGCGGGGUCUACGCUGGCGUAGGCCACGAGAAUCCCAGGAGACAUCAUCAUUCGUACCCGCACAGCUACUACCGACCGCACGGGCUACCGGACGCGAGCCAGGCAGGCGUGUACCUGAGGUCGGAGGACGCCGCUCAGCCGCAGGAGUAUCCGUACAAGACCCACGCGAGCCCGAUGCGCUCCCACAACCAGGACCUCUACACUCUGCUCGGUCUAAGGCACUGGUUCAGCAGCGAAAGUACUUCAAAAAGAUAGCUCACUUCCCCCAACGCUAGACAAUUCGAUGUUACCCGACGACUUAUAAUGGAAGCUAUGGAAGAAAUGUCAUAGAAAGUAAUACAAAUAAAAUGAUUACUUAUUGCUCCAAACAUAGGCGAAAAUUAGCAACUUUAAUAGCAAAUGUACUUAUAACGAUCCUUAGUCCUAUCUGUUUGCGUUUAACAUUUCUGUCAAUAGCUUUCAAUAUAUUAGCCUAUUUAUUUUAAAGCCAAAUAUUACAGUCAUACAUAGUUAAGUUUUUAUUAGCUGUUUAAGUUUUUUGUAAAUACGCCUACUUAUACAUUUUAAGUGUUUCAUCUGAGUAUUAUCGUUGUUUAAUUUAAAUGUAAAUUGUUUAUGAAUUAUCAAUUACUAAUUUAAAUUACUUAUAUUUAUUUGAUGUAAUUAUUUUGAUGUUAUUUUCGUUGUGAACUGUGGUAGUGUGUGUAGUAGAUGUUUGGUGUAUAGUGACGUUGUCUUAGUUUAUUAUGAACGUAGGUACUGGCGCUGGCUUGCCUAACCCCCUUUCAAGGAUAAUAUCAAAUAAUCAGAAAUUGCGUAGAUAAUUAUAAUAAACAUUGGCGUUAUUUACCAAGUAGAUAAUAAGUUUAGCAUACAUGUUCUUCAGACAAUAACUUUGUGAUUUCCGACACCUAUGAAACCCACCUUUAUCAAUGAAAACACUGAAAAUUAUCCUUGAAAGGAAACUAAGUUAAAUUUAUUGGCUCGUCGGAGCCGCACGCAGACUUGCCUCAUAUUUUAUAGAAUUUGAUGAGAUUGAAGGACGUCUGUUCCUGGAUAAUUUUAAGUUCUUGAAUGUAUAUUAUGUAUAAUUUUCGUACAAUCUCAGUCAAUGUCUUUAAUUUUCAAAAUGUAUUAGUUUCGUGUAUUUUUAACGUAUUGUUUAACUAACUUACUCAUAACUUGUCUACCGAACUAUUACAAAUACAUAUAACGAUCCCACCAAAGCUUAGAUUAAGUAUUAGAAUAUCUAAUAGAGACGCAUUGGUGCAUUUUAACUGACUAAUACAAAUGAACUAUAUCAAUUAACGAAUUAUGACAUAAAGAAUGUAUUUUUCAGAAAUAUUGAAUGACUAUUUAAAAUAUAUUAUCAAUGAAGCAAUAUAUUUUUGUAACAGUCUAAUAUGACUAGGGAUUUGGGCUACUUCCUGACAGUUUUAAUCGUGAUAUUAAAGUAUACCGGUCACAUUAUUACACUCACAUAUUUUAAUGUGUAGUGUAGUAUUAAUAAAAAGUGUAGGUACCUGUUCGGAUUUUUUUUAUAUAUAGAAUAGAAAAAACAAUAUUGCUUUUAAUACAAAAACAAUAUACCUGUCUAUAUUUUCCAUUUGAAAAACUUUAUUCACAUAGUUAUUUUUUAGUUAUCAUGGCUAACCACUCGAUAUGAAUCUGAAGACGUACCGGUAUAUGUGAAAUGGCUAUAUUUUUUCUUUAUAAAACCAAUCAAUGGGCACUUUUGAUCCUAUGUAGAAAAACUUAUUAACUUCUUAUUUAAAAGUCAGAAAUACACCUCGGUGAAUCUUUCCUAUAUUAUGGAGAUAAAGUUCCAUUCCGCCAGUCACCAUUAAUUAUAUACAAUAGGUAUUAAAUCAUUUGAGAACCCCGGAUCCAUUCGGAAAUUAACUACUAAAUCCGUGAUAGAAAAUGUAUAUUGUGAAAGCAAACUUCCUUUAUUAAAGUACCUACCUACGCAUAGACGUUCUUUCUUCAUUCUUUUAAAGUUUAAAUUGUUAAUAAGAAUAAUAAGCAGUGUUUACGUACUAAGGUAUACUUCGUCAGUCACAAUUUGUAACCAGUGGAUCCACUUUACAAAAUAUCGAAAGUACAAAAAACAUCUUCAUAUUUAUACUUUUUAAAAGAGACUUACCUCGAAAGUAUUGCGUAGGUUCUCAUCUCAUUCCAUAUUUCUAAACAUGUCGCGUCUUUAUAUAAAGUUCACGUCACGAGCUGCAAGACCUGAGCCGAGUCUUGGCAACACUUCAAUUCCUGAUUGCGACUGUUUUUGCGCUAAAAACGGUUUGCGUAGGCCCAGCCCGACUAUGUGCAUCGGUCAAGUUUUGCACAAAUAUCAACUGUUUACUGUACAAAUAGAUUAAGGUAUUAUAAGUAGUGAACUCUUAAUAUAAUAAAAACAACUUGAAACAGAACUUACGAGAGACGAGGGUAAUCUUCAUGCAAUUUCUUCUGGGACAAAGUUUAGGUCGCCUUACGUAUACUCUAUCAGAGAGCUCGAUCACAUUCAGUUGUUUACACAUCUGCGUCUGUCUUAACUUUAUUUAAAAAUUCGACAAGACUAUUUAGAUAAUAGACAGUUAGUUUAUUAUUUUAUUAAACUCUGCCUAAUAGGCUAGUAUGUAUUUCUUGGUCACUGUUAGUUCUGUUUUGAAUGUUGUCGUAAAAUAUAUCUCUAAAAUUUGAAUUACUAUACUGCAUUUCGAUGAAUUACACGAAUAUGAUUAUCUGCCAGUAUUUUAUUAUUGUAAAUAUUAAAUGUGUUAUAUUAAAACUGAAUCAAAUGGGAA
Messenger RNA from Cydia fagiglandana, 4484 nucleotides. RefSeq lists its product as uncharacterized. The record is from RefSeq and is a predicted model, not a curated record. The coding region runs from base 301 to 1938 and encodes 545 amino acids. The transcript has 5 exons. Lineage: Eukaryota; Metazoa; Arthropoda; Insecta; Lepidoptera; Tortricidae.